GCGACUGGGACGUGUGAUAUUCCUUCCGUCGGAUUGGCUGAUGGAUAGGGCAAUUGGGACAAACCUCCAACGUCCUCGCGUGCCUCUAUGAGGAUGAUGCCGAGAUGUCACGGGAUUCGUCGCAGAAGGUGCGCCGACGUGGCUGACGCGAGCGAGAAGCCCCAAGGAGUACCGAACGAACUAGCAAUGUCCGGACGUUGCAACCAAGCUGUCGACGCAACAAUCCGUCGUCCAGAUGUGACUGCUGUCGACGAGUCGAUCCGCUCGAACUCAAAUGUUGAUACAAAUGCACGGGCCACCUCGGAAUUCCUUCAUGUGGGGGGUGUUCCAACGAUUCCCGCACGGACGUUUCAGUCACGCAGCAGUCGAACUGUUCGGAUGUGUGGCGAUCGAAGAUAUGUUGAGAUGGCAGGUUGUGCCAUGCAACCACGAAAUUUUGUUUGCUUUGGUCACUCGGAGACGUAGUAGUACACAGCACUGGCCUUGUGCCUCAAAGGUUGGACGGACGCUCGGUGGAGCGCUCUCGUGCGGAUUGCAGGGAGGCGGCAAUUGUAUUGGCGCAGUAUUCGUCAACAAGCCAGCUCACGAUUUGCGCCGUCGUCCGCACGUCGAAUUCGGCCGCCUCGGGUGAGCACAAGGUGUUGAGACAGCAUUACUUCACGUCACCUUGAGGGGGUUGGCUGGGGCUUGUGCAAUGCCCAAACGAGCGGACGCACCGCAGGAGACGACGGCACAUCCACAGGGUGCCAUCUAUUUCCCUCUUCCACAACUAAUGAGGUGGACGUUUCAACUUCAAGUGGAG
Molecule: messenger RNA, 802 nt
Organism: Aphanomyces invadans
Lineage: Eukaryota; Oomycota; Saprolegniomycetes; Saprolegniales; Verrucalvaceae
Exons: 1
Coding region: 88-465 (125 amino acids)
Source: RefSeq, a predicted model, not a curated record